Messenger RNA from Cucumis sativus (cucumber), 2095 nucleotides. RefSeq names its product ATP synthase subunit beta, mitochondrial. The transcript is spliced from 9 exons. Bases 78 to 1754 code for a protein of 558 amino acids. Gene Ontology annotation, biological process: proton transmembrane transport; proton motive force-driven mitochondrial ATP synthesis. Gene Ontology annotation, molecular function: ATP hydrolysis activity; proton-transporting ATP synthase activity, rotational mechanism; ATP binding. The record is from RefSeq and is a predicted model, not a curated record. NCBI's taxonomy places the organism in Eukaryota, Viridiplantae, Streptophyta, Magnoliopsida, Cucurbitales, Cucurbitaceae.
UUAAAGCCUUGAGACUCUCUCUCUCUCUUUUUCCCCCGUUUUCUUUCUCACUCCUCAACUCUCCUGAAGCCCUAGCUAUGGCUUCACGCAGACUUCUCUCCUCACUUCUCAGAUCCUCCGCCCGGAGAGCUUCCUCCAGAUCUCCUUUCUCCAAUCCCAAUCCAAGGAUUUCUCCGUCCACAACUUCACGGGCUUCUCCUCGUGGGUAUAUUCUCUCUCGCGUAGCUGAGUAUGCAACUUCUGCUGCCGCGACUGCGCCUCCAUCACCGCCUCCUCCGGCCAAAGAUGCUGGGACUGGAGGGAAGAUCACUGAUGAGUUUACUGGUGCCGGUUCGAUUGGACAGGUCUGUCAAGUGAUCGGUGCUGUUGUCGAUGUUAGAUUCGAUGAAGGAUUGCCGCCUAUCUUGACAGCUCUUGAGGUGCUUGACCACUCGAUCCGUUUAGUGCUUGAGGUUGCUCAGCAUUUGGGAGAGAAUAUGGUUCGGACUAUUGCCAUGGAUGGGACUGAAGGGCUUGUUAGAGGACGGCGUGUGCUCAAUACUGGUUCUCCUAUCACUGUGCCUGUUGGUAGGGCAACACUUGGCCGUAUCAUAAAUGUCAUUGGAGAACCCAUUGACGAGAGAGGCGAUCUUAAGACGGACCACUACCUACCAAUUCAUAGAGAAGCUCCAGCAUUUGUUGACCAGGCAACGGAACAGCAAAUUCUUGUCACUGGUAUUAAGGUUGUUGACCUUCUUGCACCAUAUCAAAGAGGAGGAAAGAUUGGGCUGUUUGGCGGUGCUGGUGUAGGAAAAACUGUUCUGAUUAUGGAACUUAUUAAUAACGUAGCUAAAGCUCAUGGUGGGUUUUCUGUGUUUGCUGGUGUUGGGGAACGCACUCGUGAAGGCAAUGACUUGUACAGAGAAAUGAUUGAAAGUGGUGUCAUUAAGCUAGGUGACAAACAGUCCGAAAGCAAAUGUGCCCUUGUCUAUGGUCAAAUGAACGAGCCCCCGGGUGCUCGUGCUCGUGUUGGUCUUACUGGACUAACUGUGGCCGAGCACUUCCGUGACGCUGAAGGGCAAGAUGUGCUUCUCUUCAUUGACAACAUCUUCCGUUUUACCCAGGCUAACUCAGAAGUGUCUGCUUUGCUUGGUCGUAUCCCAUCUGCUGUCGGUUACCAACCAACCUUGGCCACGGAUCUUGGAGGCCUUCAAGAGCGUAUCACAACCACAAAGAAAGGUUCUAUCACUUCAGUUCAAGCUAUCUAUGUGCCUGCUGAUGACUUGACAGAUCCUGCUCCUGCUACCACAUUUGCUCACUUGGAUGCCACAACUGUGUUGUCACGACAGAUCUCUGAGCUUGGUAUCUAUCCUGCUGUCGAUCCAUUGGACUCUACAUCUCGAAUGCUUUCUCCUCAUAUUUUGGGAGAGGAUCACUAUAAUACUGCUCGUGGGGUACAGAAGGUCCUUCAAAAUUACAAGAAUUUGCAAGAUAUUAUUGCCAUUUUGGGUAUGGAUGAGCUUAGUGAAGAUGACAAGAUGACAGUUGCUCGUGCUCGUAAGAUCCAAAGGUUCUUGAGUCAGCCCUUCCAUGUUGCAGAAGUGUUCACUGGUGCUCCAGGAAAAUACGUCGACUUGAAAGAGAGCAUUGGCAGCUUCCAGGGCGUGUUGGAUGGAAAGUACGACGAUCUUCCUGAACAAUCAUUCUACAUGGUUGGAGGUAUUGAAGAAGUGAUAGCCAAGGCAGAGAAGAUCGCCAAGGAAUCUGCUGCUUAGUUUUACUCUUAAUUUUUUUUCCCUUGAUAAUUAUGAAAAUUAAUAAUUUUAGGUGAUGCGCUGGGUGAUGCCAGCAACAGGCUUUUGAAAAUUAUUUUGUUGAGAUGUAACGGAACCAGAAAUCUUCUGCUUUGUUUUAGUUUCCUUUGCAGAAUCUGAAAGAGAGCUUUUCACCACCACACAGCCUUCGGCUUUUCUCCCUUGAUGCAUUUUCUUCUUGUCUUUCUUCUUUAAUAAGGGGAGGAGAAACACAGCAGGAGAUGAACUUGUACAAUUUUUUCCUUUUGAGAACCUUUUUUCUUACCCACAUAAUCAAAUCAUCUUGUUAUUAUAAUGAAUUA